UGGUAGCACGCGCAGUGACCUGCUGCGGCCGCUGGGGGAUGAUCAAGGUCUGCCGGCUCUGCACGGAGAACGCCCGACGCGACGGCGCGAAGCUGCUCCACAAGAAAAGCACGACACACGAGCAAGACUGCGCGGCAGACAGAUGCGCUGGUCUCUGGGUUAACCCAAGGCUAUUACACAUGUCAUACCCAAACUUUCAAUCAUCACGUUUCCUGACCGCUGUCCUUCUGCCAAAGCCAACCUAGUCUGUUGCAGACGGAACAGAAAUUCUGUGAUCCAGACUCGCCGGAGGGGAAGAGGGCAGACUGGGAGCAUCGGUUUCUACCAUCAGCCUCCCUUCCACUCUCCUCCCCAAAAAAAGCCAUUCAGGAGAGACUGCGGACAAGCAAAGACCCCUAAUGCCUGCAUACUUUCAUACUGUGUGCGCUUUCCAUAUGGGCACCAAGUCAACCCAGGUGACUACCUGAACCCCAGUAUUCGACAAGUAGGAUUAUUCUCCAGUGACUUCACAGCCCAGGCUGUCCAAAGCCCUGUCACCUCAGCUGCAUCCAUAACAUGCGGCCUGCAGAGCCUCCGAAAGAACAGAGUAUCUUAUGAAGUGUCAACAAUGAAGUCAUCGCAGCUUUAUAUGAGAGGACUCUGCAAGACAGCUAUCUGGAGAUAUUACCUUCAAAGAUAAAAUGACUUAACUCGUCCAAUAUGUCGUGACAAUGUGAAAGGAGCAAGGAGACAAACCACUAAGUUACUGAAAAAAGUAAAACUUCUAUGACUUCAUCAGUUUCGCCCAAACAGGCAAACAGGUGUCAACCUGCAAUUCAAAAAGAGUUAUUAGGUAGUAAAAAGCAAAUACUAUCUGUACAAAAAGACCCUUUUAUGGGGGCAUCAUUUAAACUGUGUAAGAGGUGAAACCACCAGUGAAGAAACGAAAUGGAGUUUGCGAUGGUGGGUGCAGACAGUGGCGGGUGCAACAGUCACCUUCCUUACGGCUAUGCCCAGGCUCGCGCCAGGGAACGGGAGCGCGAGAAGGAGCGACAGUCGCGGGCGGCUGCCGAAACCGGGGAAGAGGGUGAAGAAGGAGGGGGCCAACCGUACAACCAGCAGCAGCAGCAGCAGCAGCAUCAGUCUUGCGCCGCCUCCUCAUCGAAUGCCAACAACAGUAGCGGCGGGAACGCCUCGUGCCCCUCCUCCUCCUCCUCAUACUCACAACAGCCGCAGCAGCAACACCACGAGCCACAACAGCAACUUCUCAGAGAACGGAAAAAGAAGCGAGGCGUCGCGCGGUGGAGGAGAAACCGUGCGGCUCUCGGAGGAGACUUGCGCCACUCGGAGUUGGCGCUUCUCGGAUCGGAGGAGGACAUUAUGAUAGAGGAGGAGGAGGCGGAAGGCGAAGAGGAAGAGGAGGAGAGGGGAAGCAAGAGACACAGCUUCAUUUAUAACAUGGAUGAUGAAGAGGAGACUAUCUCUCUUACUGACAGGCGUCCACAGUCAGGAUAUGAAAAUGUUUACAGUGAGUAUGGCUGCUGCGAGAGAGUUAUGAUCAACAUAUCGGGUCUAAAGUUUGAGACCCAGUUAAAGACUCUCGCUCAGUUCCCGGACACUCUCCUGGGGGAUCCCGAUAAGCGAAUCAGGUAUUUCGACCCUCUUCGAAACGAAUACUUUUUUGACAGGAACCGACCAAGCUUCGAUGCCAUUCUGUACUAUUACCAAUCAGGGGGGCGAUUAAAGAGACCCGCUAAUGUUCCAUUUGACAUUUUUUCCGAGGAGGUUAAGUUCUAUGAACUAGGAGAGGAGGCAAUGCUGAAGUUCCGAGAGGACGAGGGCUUUGUGAAGGAGGAAGAGAAACCACUACCAGAGGACGAAUUCAAACGUCAAAUUUGGCUCUUGUUUGAGUACCCUGAGAGCUCCAGCCCAGCGAGAGGCAUUGCAGUUGUGUCCGUUUUGGUAAUUGUUAUAUCAAUUGUUAUUUUCUGCUUAGAAACAUUGCCAGAGUUCAGGGACGACAAGGAAUUUCACACUCCAGGUACUAAUUCGUCACAUGUUGACAAUGGAUUUACACCUUUCAACGACCCGUUUUUCAUUGUGGAGACAGUAUGCAUCAUUUGGUUUUCCUUUGAGAUCAGCGUGCGCUUCUUUGCCAGUCCGAGUAAAACUGCGUUCUUUCAAAACAUUAUGAACUCAAUAGACAUUGUUUCCAUUUUGCCUUAUUUCAUCACGCUGGGUACUGAUCUGGCCCAACAACAAGGCAAGGGAGACCAGGCCAUGAGUUUCGCCAUCCUCCGAAUAAUUCGACUGGUCAGAGUAUUUCGUAUAUUCAAACUUUCACGGCACUCAAAGGGACUACAAAUCCUCGGACAUACGCUUCGCGCGAGCAUGCGAGAGCUGGCUUUGCUAAUUUUCUUCCUCGUCAUUGGCGUCAUUCUCUUCUCUAGCGCGGUGUACUUCGCCGAGGCGGAUGAGCCCGCGUCUCAAUUCACCAGCAUCCCCGACGCUUUUUGGUGGGCGGUUGUUACCAUGACAACGGUGGGUUACGGAGACAUGAAACCCAUAACGGUCGGUGGCAAGAUAGUGGGCUCGCUCUGUGCCAUUGCGGGCGUCUUAACCAUAGCCUUGCCAGUUCCUGUUAUAGUGUCUAAUUUCAACUACUUCUAUCACCGAGAAACGGACAACGAGGAUCAAACACCUGUCGUGGAAACCCCCCCGCCGAUCUGCCCAUACUUCCCGGACUUCUUCAAGAAAUUCAAGGGAUCCCCGUCAGGCUCCUCGUUAGGUGACAAGGCGGCCGAGUAUAUGGAGAUGGAGGAGGGAGUCACGGAAUCUCUAUGCGGCUUGGACAAGAGCCCCAGUAAAGGCAACGGUACAGACAUAAGUCGAAAAAACAGUACGACCUCGAGGACACUACAGACAGACGUGUGACCAUAACAUGCAAAAAUGACAAAUACCUUUCUCUAAUAGAUGUCAUGGUGAGGAUUGCACAACAUUUUAUUUUCCUUCCAAACAGCACACACGCUCUCGAGCGCACCGGGCACUCCUGCGCGUCACGCGUACAGCUCCCAGCAAAGCAUCCCAGCACACACACACACACGCACGCACACACACACACACACACACACACACACACACACACGAUUUAGACUAUAAAUACACGUGGCGACGUUUGUAGAAAAGAGACUAAAAAGGCAACGCAAAAAUCACCAGCUUUAUGUUACUUGAAGAGAUGUAAACAUAUAUUGACGCGUUCAAAUUCGAAAGAAUUCUAGAAAUGUACCUAUUUUUACCUGGAACGAACACAAGUACUAUUUUGCAUAGGCACUUUAUGGUUUGAUAGGAAUAGGGAAGCAAUCUUAUAGUUCUGCUCUUAUGCAAUACAUUAUAAAUAGUUUGCACUACCAUGAUCAACACGUAUCUGGCCCCGACAAGGGCGUAGAUGGACAAAAAACUGGAAAGGCACGGAGGAAAAGAGGCAAUUCAAUUUCAAAUUAGCUGCAAGCUAGUGAAACAGUGGCGGUGACAGGCCGGUCAUUUAUGGCUUUAAGUUGGAGAAAACCUCUGGGAUAUCAAGUAGACCUGGCCGUCAUUAGAAUUAUGCGUAGCUGUGACUGCCUUGACAGUUUAAUUUUUUUCUUAGGUGUUCCAGGGAAUUGUUUCAUAAACCCUUUUUAAAACACCUGCCUUUAAGCUGCUAAAAACGGUUGCUAGCGCUCAAACUAAUUGCAUAUUAGUUCUGUAGUAUCAACAUAACCCAUUAAUGAUACAAUUUUUUGUUUGACCAAACAAAACGUAAUUUAACACAUACACCAAUACCACAACAACACUGCACAUUCUGUCCAAUAAUAAUGGGCCUCCUGACAUAGUCUGAGAUUAAAUGUCACUAUUGUCCACAAACAUCCGAAGUUACAGACAGCAAAGCCAAUGACACAGUAUAUUUGUAGUUGAAGUGAAGCGAUGUGGAUGGAUCUUUUCCUGGGAACGCGGGGGGGGGGGGGCUGUGUGGUUAUUUGAAACUCCCGUGGGAUUCUUCAACAAGAGGUUUGUUUAACACAACUGAAAUAUACCCGUCCCUUUAAAAGAAUGACAUUGCAUCCCUUUAUAAGAACUAUGAGGAAGACAGCAAAUUGACACAUGGAAACGCAGGCUUUUGUGAACGAUGUUCCUCUCUUUUCUGUGGACUUCGUGCGCAGCUUCAUAAGAGGACUCUUGGACGUCUGGCGAGCACAGAUUUCACAGGACUAGGCGAAGGGCGAAGUGCAAUGAGCCACCUGUCCAAGAGUGCAUCUCGUCACAACGUUCCCCCGAGGUACCGGAUGGUGUUGUUUUUUGAGGCUCCAGAUGACGUUCCGUAAGGAGAAGGACGUUUGGCCCGCAAACUGACUCAAAGGAACCGCCUGCUUUUCUGUCCCCUGGGUCAAUGAGGACUGACACGGUGAUGACGACACACCUACAGACCUCUGCGAACAUCUGGAAAUUGACUCUGGGGGACACAGAGGAGGGACGUUCAUUACGAUCAGAUCAGAAGGAGCAGGAGAGGAGGAGAGAGGAGAGGAGAGGAGAGAGGAGAGGAGAGACGAAGGGGCUGGGAUACAGUGCUUGGCCCAAAUGAAUGCCUUAAUUAUUUAUGAACACCUCUACAAGAAGUGAUGAAACUGCAGACUUGUUUCAAAAGAAAAACAACAAAAAUGUGCAACAUGUUUUUCUUUUUAUUUGUUUGUUUUUUUAGUUUUUUUUCCCUUUCCAUGUGAAUCCAGUGUCUUGUAAGAAAAACAGAUGUGAAUAUUUGAAUAUAAUAGAGACUAUUGUUGGGUUAUGGUAUUUGACAUGGUAACAUUUCUGUUUUAGUUUGGUUUGUUCCUUCUGUAUUGCAGGGUUGGCCAUAUUGGAAGAAAUUAGCUGCUUCCUAGUUGCCAACACAGUAACAGUUACGCUUCUCUUUCUCUCUCUCUCUCUCUCUCUCUCUCUCUCUCUCUCUCACACACACACACACACACACACACACACACA
Molecule: messenger RNA, 4995 nt
Organism: Clupea harengus (Atlantic herring)
Lineage: Eukaryota; Metazoa; Chordata; Actinopteri; Clupeiformes; Clupeidae
Gene: kcna4
Product: potassium voltage-gated channel, shaker-related subfamily, member 4
Biological process (GO): protein homooligomerization; potassium ion transmembrane transport; action potential
Cellular component (GO): membrane; voltage-gated potassium channel complex; axon
Molecular function (GO): potassium ion binding; delayed rectifier potassium channel activity; protein binding
Source: RefSeq, a predicted model, not a curated record